UACUAAUUCAGUCCUUUUCUCUCAAAACGGCAAAUGGAUCAAAAUUAAAACGGCAAAUCAAAGAUCAGUUCCCUUUGUCGGUUUCCUUCCAAAUCCAAGUCCACACCAUUUCUACUAAACAAAGAACGCAAGAAGAAAAAAAGAAAUGAAGAAUGACGAUACUCUGCCGACGACAACUGCAACGACAACAACGGCGUUAGCGAAUGUGAAGAAGGAAAGCUCAGAUUCGAGUUUAUUUGGUAAAGGUCGUUACAAGUUCUGGGCUUUAGCGGCGAUUUUGUUAUUGGCAUUCUGGUCGAUGUUCACCGGCACCGUUACUCUGCGGUGGUCAGCCGGUAACCUCAACCGUUUUUCAGAUGAUUUUGAUAGCCAUAUUCACGACGAUCUAGACGUUCUCGAAAUGGAGGAGAGAGAGAAGGUGGUGAAGCACAUGUGGGAUGUGUACACUAACAGCCGUCGGAUUAGAUUACCUAGGUUUUGGCAAGAGGCAUUUGAGGCUGCCUACGAGGAGUUGACCAGUGAUGUGCCUGGGGUUAGAGAGGAUGCAGUUAGUGAGAUCGCUAAGAUGUCCAUACGCUCCGUGGAUCUUGAUCCUCUUCCAGUCCAACCAACGAGUUUGAGGUCCAAUUAAGUGGCAUUUGUCAAGGUGGUGCAAGGACUUUGGUAUAUUUCAGAACAUGCAAGGGGAUGGAAACUUAAGGUUUGAUGGUUAAAGUUUUUAUAUUAUGGAAUUCUUUGGUACAUAUGGCCAAAAUGAAUAAGGGAUUAGGUCAAUUGAUUGACAUCAGAGCUUGGUAAAGUUUCUACUUGAAAUAGGUAGGUUUGUGCCUCUCAACCUCUUUGUCAGUUGCAGCAUAUCUGAAUUUGACAUGAAUUUGCAGCUGUAAACACCCUUUGUUUGCUGUAUGUAGUGUGUUUGUAAGGAAACAAAUGAACAAUGAGCUGAGGCAAACUCUCUUUUCUUACUAUGGAUUUCUUCUCCCCUUAUUUAUUGGUGUUCUACGAGUUCCAGUGAUUUGAUAUUGUUGACUUCCUCUUCAUGCUGGGAUCUAUACUGAAUAACAUAACCAUGUUAUAUGCUCUUGUACUUGGAGCACGGUUGCAGCAUGUUUAGUCUCAUGAUAAUUUCUGUUUUCCUGUCUUUUAAUGAUUGUCUCAAUUGGAAUGUCGUGAUAAUGGGGUUACUUUUA
Gossypium arboreum is the source of this 1190-nucleotide messenger RNA. RefSeq lists its product as uncharacterized. The coding region runs from base 146 to 631 and encodes 161 amino acids. The record is from RefSeq and is a predicted model, not a curated record. Lineage: Eukaryota; Viridiplantae; Streptophyta; Magnoliopsida; Malvales; Malvaceae. The transcript is spliced from 3 exons.